AGGAUGUAAAGCUGACAAAAACAGUGAGAUGAGCAGCUCAACUCUAACUAAAGAGCUACACAACCCCAUCCCCCUCUCAACUUUUAUACACCACCAUUGAUCGAUCAGACUCACGGUGAUCAUAUUUUUACAAAUUUAUACAUAUCAAGGUGUGUUCUAGCACUUCAACAACAAAAGAUAUCAGAUCUAAUCGCAUGGGAAUAGCAAAUUUAGAGUUUCUGCAGGCAAAGAAAGAUUCAUCCUCGUCAGAAGGGAGUGACUUCUGCCGGAUCUGCCACUGCGGUGCCGAGGUCGAGGAGCUCAUUUCACCCUGUCACUGUAGUGGUAGCUUGGGGUUCAUUCAUCAGACAUGUUUACAAGAAUGGCUCGGUAGCACAAACAAGAAAGUUUGCGAACUUUGCCGAUAUGAGUUCAAACUGCACGCAACCCUUCGUCCUCUAAACAAAUGGAGGUUGCUAUCACUUUCUCGGUACGAAAGGAGAAAGAUAGUGUGUUCAGUGACAUUUCACCUCCUAGCUAUAACUUGUGUUGUGUGGAGCAUCUGGGUGCUCCUUCAGCGCUUAAUUCAGGAGGCUGGUCACUCAGAAUUGGGCUGGGCAUUCUGGACUAAAGUAGUUGUAGUUAUUAUUGGAUUCAUCGGGGGACUCUCCUUUGUCUUCGCACAGGUUAAAAUGUACUAUAACCUUAUAAAAAGGUGGCGCUCUUUCAACAAGAUAAUCCUAGUGGUCGACAAGUCAGAACCAGAAGACGAUGACAUUGCAGAUCACCGAGCCAGCUCAACUCAAAAUACCUCUCAACCCCCAGUUUUUAUUGUCUAGACUGAGUUUUAAAAACAAGCCGUUUAAUUGAUCUCGUGCAUUAAACAGUCGCAAGUUACAAAACAAGAUCGAACAAAUAUUACAACAAAGUACAAACCGUGCUAAUAAACUCAAUAACAAAGAUCAUGAUAGUGGUGAAUAUGGUAGUUAUCUGAGAAGGGCUGAUCAGGUCAUAAGCUGACGAGGAUCCCGAAUCAAAGAGUUGAACUCUUGAACGGUUACUUAUGAAAUACUUUAUCGCGUGCCUUAUAUCUGAUCAUGGUCUAUUUUAUUUUAUUUUCAUACGUCAGUUCGAAGAGCAAAUCAAAAGUCAGAUGCUCGUUUUUAGAGCUGAAAAAUUGAAAAUUAUUGGCGUCGAUUUUUUUCUAUUUCUCGUAUUUGUCGAGAUACAAUUUUCGACUGAUUUGAAGAUUUAAUGGCAAGUCGAUUUAUAUCCAAGCUCGAAGUUGAGCCAAUUUUUAUGUUUUUGCUGUGUUAAAAUCCUUUUCAUAUACAAUGCUUAUUUGACAAUUCUAU
This is a messenger RNA of Bolinopsis microptera, 1334 nucleotides long. Its product is annotated as E3 ubiquitin-protein ligase MARCHF8-like. The record is from RefSeq and is a predicted model, not a curated record. The transcript is spliced from 5 exons. Gene Ontology annotation, cellular component: late endosome membrane; early endosome membrane; cytoplasm. Gene Ontology annotation, molecular function: ubiquitin protein ligase activity; MHC protein binding; zinc ion binding. The coding region runs from base 195 to 818 and encodes 207 amino acids. NCBI's taxonomy places the organism in Eukaryota, Metazoa, Ctenophora, Tentaculata, Lobata, Bolinopsidae. Gene Ontology annotation, biological process: immune response; antigen processing and presentation of peptide antigen via MHC class II; protein polyubiquitination.